Lampris incognitus (smalleye Pacific opah) is the source of this 2782-nucleotide messenger RNA. It is a transcript of the gene b4galt5, whose product is annotated as UDP-Gal:betaGlcNAc beta 1,4- galactosyltransferase, polypeptide 5. The transcript has 9 exons. Lineage: Eukaryota; Metazoa; Chordata; Actinopteri; Lampriformes; Lampridae. Gene Ontology annotation, molecular function: UDP-galactose:glucosylceramide beta-1,4-galactosyltransferase activity. The record is from RefSeq and is a predicted model, not a curated record. The coding region runs from base 417 to 1565 and encodes 382 amino acids. Gene Ontology annotation, biological process: carbohydrate metabolic process; glycoprotein biosynthetic process.
GAUCGCAAUUCCAUCAGCGUCGGUACCGCGAGGAAAAUGACGAGCGUGCGCUGAGGCACAUUUGCGCCAGUUUCAGCUGCAUUUUCGCAGUUGGCUCCAUCGGAGACGUUGGGACGUAUCCUCGACCGAAAUCCUCGACCAUAUCGGAAACGAUCGUCGGGAUUCCUCUCCGUGCCCGAUUUGCCGCUCUGAAAGAGGCGGACUUCCUACUCGCUUGGCCGCCCUCGCCCGUUGCCGCAGACCGACCGACCGACCGACCGCUCCGCUCCGUACGGCCGAUCGAGAUUUCUGCCCCAGAGACCCACGUUUCAACGGGGCACGUCUGGGAAGCCCCGACCCUCAUCCGGAACUGCCCCCGCUGUUUGUCUGUAUCGCGCAUUAAAGCCAAGCCGUCCCAGUGGUUCGUCUCUGCCUGUAUGAUGCCGACACAUUUGCGAUUCCGAAGAAGGUCAUUCCUUGGGCUUUUAUUCCUGUUCUCGCUGUCCACCUCCGCGCUGUAUUUCAUCUAUUCAGCCCCCGGUAUCGUGAAUGAAUACGUGUUCAUGGUCCAAGCCAGAGGCAUCCAAUUUAGAGAAAAUGUAAAGAAUAUUGGUGCCCAGGUUCUUGAGCAGGUCGUGAGAGGCGCUUAUAGCGUCAAUGGCACAGACUAUGCCUACGACUUCAAUUUGAGCGAGAGUGCUGCUCCACCUACCACAUACCUACCUGAGGGCUUCACUUAUCUACCCUCACAGAUCUGCCCUGAGAAGUUGCCCUCCAUGAAGGGCACGUUAGAAGUCAAUAUGACUGACAUAGCUCUAGAGGAGGUGGAGAGGUCCUUGCUGAAGGAAGAGCCCACCAUAACCCACGGAGGUUACUGGAAGCCCAAAGAUUGUUUGCCACGCUGGAAGGUGGCAAUUCUAGUCCCUUUCAGGAAUCGUCACGAGCACUUACCCAUCCUCCUCAGACACCUGGUGCCGGUCCUGCAGAAACAGAGGCUCCAGUUUGCCUUCUACGUCAUAGAGCAGAUGGGUAUGGAGCCUUUUAACCGAGCCAUGCUGUUCAACGUGGGGUACAAGGAGGCUAUGAAGGACCUGGACUGGGACUGUCUCGUUUUCCAUGAUGUGGACCACCUCAUGGAGAACGACAGAAACUACUACGGCUGUACAGACAUGCCGCGACACUUUGCUGUCAAACUCAACAAGUACUCCUACAUGCUUCCAUACAAUGAGUUCUUCGGAGGUGUCAGCGGCCUGACUGUGGAGCAGUUCAAACAGAUCAAUGGAUUUCCUAAUGCAUUCUGGGGCUGGGGAGGAGAGGACGAUGACCUCUGGAACAGGGUGCAGUUUGCCAACUAUACAGUGAGUAGGCCACAUGGAGAAGAGGGACGGUAUAUGUCGAUUCCACAUCACCAUCGUGGAGAGGUCCAGUUCUUGGGAAGGUACACUCUGCUUCGUCAUUCCAAGGAGAGGCAGAGCCUGGAUGGUCUCAACAACCUAAACUAUUCACCUGUCCUGUCCAGGAGGCCCCUCUACACCAAUAUUUCAGUUAGUCUGAGCAGAAACCUUGCCCCCAUAGCUGACUACUGACCGAGGCACAGUUUGGGCCAGUGAGGACACAUGGGAAUCAAAGUCCUCUGGGACAUCAGCCAUAUCUCACCAGUUACAGCACUGCUUAGGAUGUUUUAGUUUAUAAAUUGUUUGCUUUGUUUCUUUUGUUUGUAUGCAAAAAAAAAGAGAAAAAAAGGAGAUACACAGAAGUAUGUUGGGUAAAUCAUGUGAGAGAAUGAGGAUGAAUGCUGCACUUGUUUGUGCCACAGUCCAUCACUCCUCUCAUCCGGGCUUCUCUAGUCUUCGGUCUCUACAUGCCUUUUGCACCAUUUUGGCCUUUAGCAUUCAUUAAUUCAUCCAUUUGCUUCCUCAAACAAUCAGGAGUUAAUUUCUCCACCACUGCGUUAGUUUAUGAAAAUCGCUUACCACAUGUAGGCACACGUGUGUACACAUACACGCGUGCGAGCACACACACACGCACACACGCACAGGGUCCCUUGCAUCUUUGAUUUGACUUUGCUUCUGCACUACUUAUUUUCACCAACCAUGCACACAAACACGAGGCAUUUUAACAGACUGGACACUUGCAGCUGGUUCUGCAGACGGUAUGCCAAAUCUACGAACAGACAGAGGACGAAAACGACAAAACGAGUGUUUUUAGUCUCGCAUACGAAACAGAUGAACUAAGUUCAGAGUAUAUUCAUUUCUCUACCAACUCUUACCAGCUAUAUAUUUUUUCCAGCCUGUGAUAUUGUCAUUUUAAGAGGGCGCUUGUGUCGCAUAAUUGAAUUGGCUGUGAUGAUUGCUGGGAAUGGCUGCGUGUUUGAAAGCGACGUUCGUAGUGUUAGCAAUAAGCUGUAAUAUCCGACAGCGUAACUUAGACAUGACUUCCUCAGUAUACGGAGGCGAUAGCAUUGGUGCUAGCAUACCCUGCCCGGAGCGCGGAGGAGGAGGAGCGGCCUAAGUGUGGAGCAUUGAACGUGCUCUGUAUGCAAACCUCAGUUGACACACGCCUUUGCCUAAGCAAACAUGUCGCCCAGCGCAGAGCGGCGGGGCCGGGCCUGUGUCAGUAUGUGCACCGAGCGAGGGAGAGCUAUGCAAAUGGCAAUGUAGGUAUUCUGUUGUCAUUGCUGGGGCGUCAAGCUGACUCCCAAGAGACUUCCAUCCGGAAACUGUGACAGACUGACUGUAAACCUCGCUUUAUGCCAUUUUGCACAGUGAGGCCAAGGCCAGGAAGAGAGAGAGAGAGAGAGAGC